This is a messenger RNA of Salvelinus namaycush (lake trout), 1480 nucleotides long. Its product is annotated as thioredoxin-interacting protein-like. Gene Ontology annotation, biological process: protein transport. Gene Ontology annotation, cellular component: cytoplasm. Bases 1 to 1215 code for a protein of 404 amino acids. Gene Ontology annotation, molecular function: ubiquitin protein ligase binding. The record is from RefSeq and is a predicted model, not a curated record. Lineage: Eukaryota; Metazoa; Chordata; Actinopteri; Salmoniformes; Salmonidae. The transcript has 6 exons.
AUGGUCAUCAUUACAAAGAAAUUGAAGACCUUUGAGGUCGUUUUCUAUGAUCCUACUAAGGCUUUCUACUCCAGUGGUGAUAAGGUAGCCGGGAAUAUUGUGGUUGAGGUGUCCGAGGUGACCAAGGUGUCCGCUAUGAGAGUGUUUGGAAUUGGAUGCGCAAAAGUGGAGUACGCGAAAGGAAAGCACAGAUGCCGUGAAGACAUUGAAUAUCUGAAAUACGAAGAUACCGUUUAUCUGGACCACCAGCCUAGAGAUUCCAAUGGCUCGGUCACUCUCAGACCAGGGAACAGAUAUGAGUUCAUGUUUGGUUUUGAGCUGCCACAUCCUGGGCAACUGGUGUCGUCGUACAAGGGGAAGUUUGGCUGUGUACAGUAUUAUGUCAGGGCCGUGAUGGAGAGGCCUUCCCAGCCUGCCUUGCAGUGCGAGAAACACUUUGAGGUGGAGGAGCCCUUGGACGUCAACACCCCUGACCUCCUGGCUCCAGCUGCAGGUACGAAGGAGAAGAAGCUCACCUGCAUGUUCAUCCCAGAUGGACAUGUGUCCAUCAGUGCCAAGAUCGACCGCAAGGGCUUCUGCGAGGGCGAGGACAUCUGCAUCAAUGCCAAGUUUGAAAACACCUGCUCACGUAUCGUGGUGCCCAAGGCAGCCAUCAUGGUCAAGCACACCUACCAGGCCAAUGGCAGGACCAAGGUCCUGGGGCAGAAGCUCUCAGUCGUGAGGGGCAACCAUAUCAUCUCGGGCAUGUGUGACAUGUGGCAGAGCAAGACCAUCCGAGUGCCUAGGCUCAAGCCCUCACUCCUGGGGUGCGACAUCAUUCACGUGGACUAUGCCCUCAGGAUCUAUGUCCAUAUUCCCGGCAGUGACAAGGUGUUCCUAGAGUUGCCCCUGGUCAUCGGGAACAUCCCCUUCAAUGGCUUUGGCAGCCGCACCAACAGCAUGAGCAGCCAGGCAGAGUCCCUGAACACCCCCUUCAGUAGCUUUGGGUCGCUGCGCCUCCCGUCACAACCCCCCAGCUACAGCAACAUCUCCCGCGACUGCCGUAUCGACUCCCCCCUCACACCGCUGCUGGUCAACUACGACGCAGAUGAGGAUGAAGGACUGUUCAUGCGCGCCCCCGAGAUUUGGUACCCUCCUCCCCCUGCCUACUCCGAGGUCGAUGAGGAUCUCAAACAGCAAGGGCCAUGUUCUUCGGGUCUGCUGAACCACGAGUAAGAGUUGCAAUUAAUCCCCGUUGUAGUCUAAGCACUGGUGGUUAGCCUUAGUGAGAUCGGGGAACGGACUGGUGACUGGUUAAAGAGCAGCACAGCUGUGAAGCUGAAGACUCUUUCAAGGAACAGAACUGAGAUGUGGACUUGAGAGUCAAGUUGAAGUGAAAUUCAGGUUGAAUGAGUAUGGAUUGUAGAUGUUGGUGUCCACUCCACAUUCACUAUCACCAUUGCAGUCUUCAGAAACUGAUCGUUCUACAGUUGAAGUCGGA